AUUUUUUUUCCUCACUUUGUAGCAGACAUUGCUAUUGAGGCUUAAAGGGAAGGAUCUGCUGUUCUGCACAUCAUCCCUGUAUACAGUGCAGCCAUGAAAUUUCAAUACAAAGAGGAUCAUCCCUAUGAAUACAGGAAGAAGGAAGGAGAGAAGAUUAGGAAGAAAUAUCCAGACAGGGUCCCUGUUAUCGUAGAAAAGGCUCCGAAAGCUCGAGUCCCAGAUUUAGACAAAAGGAAAUACUUGGUGCCGUCAGACCUCACUGUUGGACAGUUUUACUUCUUGAUCCGGAAGCGGAUUCACCUUCGCCCCGAGGAUGCACUCUUCUUCUUUGUCAAUAAUACAAUUCCCCCUACCAGUGCAACCAUGGGACAACUAUAUGAAGAUAACCAUGAGGAGGAUUGCUUUCUCUAUGUGGCUUACAGUGACGAGAGUGUGUACGGCAAGUGAUGCGACAUCUGAUGGGAAAUUCCAAUUAACACCAUCACCACCCUCACCUACCAUAUCACCGAUCACCCGACCUCUAGGACUGCACAGCACAUGGAACCUGGUUAUAUGGCUGAUUGUAUUGGCAAGUUUGGGAGGGUAGAAGUGGGAGGGAUUAUAAUUCACAACUAUUAGGGCUGGGCAGGACUUGGCUUAAACUAUUUGACACCCCAAGGAUUUUAAAUGUACAGUGUUGUGCAUUGAAUAUUAUGACCCAGCAACUCAGGGCACAUGAACGGUAUUACAGGGGCUAUGGCGUUUCAUGAUGCUGCACCUGCCAUAUUGAGAAGAAAAUAGCCUGGUUACUGGUCUAACAUGUCCGUACAUACAGAAAUGACAGGUCUAUUCUUCUCCCACAAAUGUUUUCCAUUAAAUCAAACCUUAACACCCCUCUUCUAAUUCUUUCAUGUCUGUGCAGUAAACAACCCCUCUUAUUACAAUACAGGGAAUUUAAAGGCCUUUUUUGGGGGGCCACAAUGAAUGUUCACCUGUUCCACCUGCCUUGCCUGCAGGUCAUAUUAGAGUCAUAGAUCCGACCCUACGGUUCUCAUCAUUUUCACACUUUUCAAGCUUCUUUGACCAUGAUGCUUUUAUGUUCAUUCUUCAUUUUAAUACUACAGAAAAGCUUAAACACUUGAGGUAGGUAACAAGUACAGACAAACUAGUGAUGUGCUGUAAACACAGAAAUAUAACCGUUUCAUGUUUCAUCAAAUCGUAACUGGAUUAUUUAUUUGGAGUGCACUUUUUGAAAGCUAUACAGCAAGUGUCCUUUAGGUGGCAGUGUGGGUAAAGUAAAAUGGACAUUUUUUUAAAUCAUGAUUCAGCUUAUUUUAAUGAUACGUUUCCUGUUUUUUUUUUUUUUUUCUGUUUUAUUCAUUAUUUAUUUUGUUAAGAUGUGUAAGGAAUGAAAUACUGGAGUUAGAGCACAGUAUUUGAGAAGUUUUCUUUGUUAAAGAGAUUAUCCAUCUAAAUUAUAAAUUAAUCGGGAUGGCACUAAGGCCUAUUUUACAUAGGUCAUCUAUGUCACUUUAGUCUUAUAGGAUAAAGUUAACAUUGAAUUAUACAGUAGAAAGAUGUAAUGUCAGUUUAUAGAUAAGGCAAAAGUCAAGUUCAAUUCCGUUCAUAUUGCACUACUAUGUAAUAGUGCAUAAUAGAGCCUUCUGCGAUGCAGAAGGACUCACUUGAUGGCAUUACAUUUGCAAUAGCUACAUUUAUCAUGAAUAGUAAAGAUGCAAAUGCAUGUUUGUUCUAUACACAAACUAGGGCUGGCAUCGUCUUUUUACUGUCAUGCACAUUGGUAUCGCACCUUAAAAAGAAACAAAACUACGCCUCUGCUUAGUGUCCAUCUGGCCUUUACUAUCUCAUCCUGUGAGAUAUAUAUAUUUUCUAAAUUUACUUUUAUUAGGAGACUCUUAAGGCACAAAAGUUAAAGUAUAUCCAGUUAGUUUGUCAAACAUUUAUAGCAGCGAACAAAAAUGUGACAGUAAGCCCCCCCCCUUUAGAAAUGCAUUUCUAAAAUAGUUAAGCCAUCGGUACUGUUGUAAAAGAUACUGACUUAUAGACUCUCAGUAAAGGGGUAAAUACCAGCCAGGCCCCUGUAACACUAGCUUCAACCAACCACGUAAAAAUAGAAAAAUAAUACCAACAUUAGUGGGAAAUUGUGGCCAUGAGCCUACUCGCUGACUGAAAAUACGUAUACAGCUUCAGUUGCUGUAGUAAAUAUUAUUAUGAAAUAAGUUACUGGGCUUACUGGGGCACCAUAAGAAUAAGGGGUACAGUGGUAGUCAUCUCACCCAGGCCCUGGUGCCUAAGAGUCCCUCAGUGGCCCUCUGCAACAUUAGUACUCCACAUGGUACACAUUGGUUUGAGGGUUCACUGUUAAACUCCUUUUUUUUUGGGGGGGGGGGGGGGGGGCUUGGAACUUCAGAUUAGACCACUGACUAACAGGAUGUAUGACAACAAAAAUCUAUUUUCUCUACUAAAGUUAUAUGAACAGUAUAUGCCAGUCUUGGUUAUUGUGAUGUAUUCUCUGUAGCCUAUGUUGCUAUGUGCAAAUAUUUCAUGACCAAAUUAAUUCACUUUUUGUCAUGUUAUAUUGUUUAUAACUUUUUGUUUUGUUUUUACAAUUUUGCAAGUUCUGUUAUGUCUGAUUUAUUACUGUCUCAUUACAUGAUUUGAUCUUAUCCCUAUAUUUAAAUAAAACUAUAAACACUUAAGAA
Messenger RNA from Hyla sarda, 2702 nucleotides. RefSeq names its product GABA type A receptor associated protein like 1 (gene GABARAPL1). The record is from RefSeq and is a predicted model, not a curated record. Lineage: Eukaryota; Metazoa; Chordata; Amphibia; Anura; Hylidae. Gene Ontology annotation, molecular function: GABA receptor binding; ubiquitin protein ligase binding. Gene Ontology annotation, biological process: autophagy of mitochondrion; autophagosome assembly; macroautophagy. The transcript is spliced from 4 exons. The coding region runs from base 94 to 447 and encodes 117 amino acids. Gene Ontology annotation, cellular component: autophagosome; autophagosome membrane; cytosol.